This is a messenger RNA of Chaetomium fimeti, 1131 nucleotides long. Its product is annotated as fungal pheromone mating factor STE2 GPCR-domain-containing protein. Gene Ontology annotation, cellular component: membrane; G protein-coupled receptor homodimeric complex. The transcript is spliced from 3 exons. Gene Ontology annotation, molecular function: mating-type factor pheromone receptor activity; pheromone binding. The record is from RefSeq and is a predicted model, not a curated record. Gene Ontology annotation, biological process: G protein-coupled receptor signaling pathway. The coding region runs from base 1 to 1131 and encodes 376 amino acids. Lineage: Eukaryota; Fungi; Ascomycota; Sordariomycetes; Sordariales; Chaetomiaceae.
AUGUCCAACACCACAUCCCCGCCACCGGGGCUGCCACCACCGGCCACCCCGUUCGACCCGCUCAACCAGACGUCCUUCCUCCUCUACGGGGACGGCAGCACCCCGGUCCCCUUCAACACCUUCAACGUGACGCAGAUCUACCUGCAGGCGACAUCGCUCUCGAUCCUGUACGGCACACAGAUCGGCGCCUGCUUCAUGACGCUGGUGGUGGUGCUGGGCAUGACGCCGCGGGCGCGGUUCCGGCGGCUGCCAACGCUGGUGAGCGUGGCGGCGCUGGCGCUCAACACGGCGCGCAUGGUGCUGCUGGCCGUCUUCUUCGUCACGUCGUGGGUCGACCUGUACGUCAUCGUCGCGCAGGACGCCACGGUCGUCCCGCGCUCCGACUUCUACCUCAGCGCCGCCGCCACCGUCCUCAGUGUGCCUGUGACGGUCCUCAUCCUCGCCGCGCUCUCCAUCCAGGCCUGGUCCAUGCUGCGUCUCUGGGGCCCGCUCUACAAGCUCCCCGCCGCCGCGCUGUCGCUCGUGCUGGUGCUGCUGACGGUGGCGUUCAACAUGAUGACGACGGUGAUCCAGACGCGUGCGAUCCUGUACGCCGACAUCAGCCAGAUCGCCGACUGGGUGCGCCAGACGUACCUGGGUCUCAUCACCGCCUCCAUCUGCUGGUUCUGUUUCCUCUUCAACAUCCGCCUCGUCAUGCACAUGUGGACCAACCGUAGCAUCCUCCCCAGCCUCAAGGGCCUCAAGGCAAUGGACGUGCUGGUCAUCACCAACGGCAUCCUGAUGUUCGUUCCCGUAAUCUUCGCCGCCCUCGAAUUCGUCCAAUGGGACCGCUUCGAGCCCGGCUCCAUAACCCAAACCUCCGUCAUCAUCGUGCUCCCCCUGGGCACCCUUGUCGCCCAACGCCUCGCCAACCCAGCUUGGUUCGGCACGGGCCACUGCGCCGCCGACACCUCCUCCUCAGCCAACACCACGGGUUCCGGCGCGGGAGGAUCGUCGGCCCUCUCCCGCGGCGCGCUGUCCGGCACUACUACGGCGACGAGCGCGCGCCGCCCGCUGCUGACUAGCGUGCGCAGCAAUACGAGUGCGGAGUUGCUGUUUAAGCGGGCGGUGGAGGAGGCUGAGGUGGUUUAG